This is a messenger RNA of Cuculus canorus (common cuckoo), 4398 nucleotides long. It is a transcript of the gene SELENON, whose product is annotated as selenoprotein N. Gene Ontology annotation, biological process: skeletal muscle fiber development; calcium ion homeostasis. The transcript has 13 exons. NCBI's taxonomy places the organism in Eukaryota, Metazoa, Chordata, Aves, Cuculiformes, Cuculidae. The record is from RefSeq and is a predicted model, not a curated record. Gene Ontology annotation, cellular component: endoplasmic reticulum membrane.
GCCGCUCCUCCCCCGCGCGGGGCGGUGCGGAGCGGGCAUGGCGGGGGCCGCGGGGGCCCCUCCGCGCCUCGCUGUGGCCGUGGCCGCUCUGGCCGCGCUGGUGGCCCUUAAAUAUUACCGGGACGGGGAAGCGGCGCGGCAGCAGGAGCUGGCACUGAAGUCUUUGGGAAGAGAGGGGCUGUUCCUCUUCUCAUCUCUGGACACAAACAACGACCUGUACCUCAGCCCAGAGGAGUUCAAGCCGAUAGCAGAGAAGCUGACGGGGGUGGCUCCCAUCUCAGAAUUUGAAGAGGAGGAGACGCCUGAUCCAAGUGGGGAGACAUUGUCCGUUGUGGCUAAAUUCCAGCCUUUGGUCAUGGAAACAAUGACGAAAAGCAAAGAUGGUUUCUUGGGAAUUUCUCACGUCGCUCUGUCUGGGCUCAGGAACUGGACGGCCCCAGCCACUCCGAUGAGCGAGUUGCUUGCCAGGCAGUUUAAAGCCUUUCUUCCUCCAAAGAAUAAACUGGAACUUGGGGAUCCGUGGUGGAUAAUUCCUAGUGAAUUGAAUAUCUUCACUGGGUACCUUUCCAACAACAGAUUUUACCCUCCCCCUCCCAAGGGCAAAGAGAUCAUAAUCCACAAGCUUUUGAGCAUGUUCCACCCGCGCCCCUUCGUCAAAACCCGCUUUGCUCCCCAGGGAGCCGUGGCCUGCAUCCAAGCCAUCAGCCCCUUCUACUACACCAUCGCCUUCAGGAUCCACGCUGAGUUCCAGCUGAACGAGCCACCAGACUUCCCCUUCUGGUUUUCCCCAGGCCAGUUCACAGGUCACAUAAUCCUCUCCAAGGAUUCUUCCCACGUCCGAGAGUUUAAGCUCUUCGUCCCUAACAACAGGUCUCUGAACGUUGAUAUGGAGUGGCUGUAUGGGGCGAGCGAAAGCAGCAACAUGGAAGUGGAUAUAGGUUACCUGCCUCAGAUGGAGCUGGAAUCCACAGGGCCUUCAAUCCCCUCUGUGAUCCAUGACGAGAACGGGAAUGUGAUUGACAGCAGGGAUCCCUCAGGGGAGCCCAUUCAGUUUGUGUUCGAAGAGAUAACCUGGCAGCAGGAAAUCCCCUGGGAAGAGGCAGCUCAGAAGCUGGAAGUGGCCAUGUAUCCAUUUAAGAAGGUCUCCUAUCUUCCUUUCACACAAGCUUUUGAGAGAGCAAAAGAAGAAAAGAAACUGGUGCACUCAAUCCUGUUGUGGGGUGCCCUGGACGACCAGUCCUGCUGAGGUUCAGGGCGAACUCUCCGGGAGACCGUCCUGGAAAGUUCGCCCAUCCUCGCCCUGCUCAACGAGAGCUUCAUUAGCAGCUGGUCACUGGUGAAGGAGCUGGAAGAGCUGCAGAGCAACAGAGAAAAUGAGUUCUACAGCAAGCUGGCUGACCUGCACCUGGAGAAAUACAACUUCCCUGUGGAGAUGAUCAUCUGCCUCCCCAACGGCACGGUGAUUCAUCACAUCAAUGCCAACUACUUCCUGGAUAUUACUUCUAUGAAGCCCGAAGAUGUUGAAAGUAGCAUCUUUAGUUUCUCAACCAAUUUUGAAGACCCUUCAACUGCAACUUACCUCCAGUUCCUGAAGGAAGGGCUGCAAAGAGCAAAACCUUAUCUGCAGACCUAAAAACAGGGGCACCCAAGUGCCCCACAGAGACAGCCAAAAACUUCAGAGAUCUGGUUUGAUGACAGCGAUUCUCCCUCCUCUUUGUGCCAGACAUUGAUGUUAGGGUGCAGGCAGUCCUAGGUUGUUGCUCUGGAUGUUGUUUUCAAGCUGAAUUUCCAGUGUUUCCAGUUUACAGAAUCCAACCUUUGGAGUUCAGGCAGAUUUUUACAGGAGUGUGAAUACUUGAAUCUGUAAACGUUCUCAGCACACAGGCCUUGCGCUGAGAACCCUCAUGUUCAGCUCCCAUUCAGACUCCAUGGUGAAACUCACCUAACAGCUGUGCCAGGCAGCACCCGGGACCCCUGAUCCCAAGGACUGGACUGUGUGUGUGCUGAAACUCGGAGAACAGCAUUGCUAUUACGACCAAACACUCGUGGUGAGCGCCUGCGCCCUGGAGGUGAAGGCACAGAAUCCAGCACGGGUGAGAAGAUCCCUCCUGGAAGCCAGCGUCCUCCGCACCUCCUUGCCAGCAGCAGCUCUGAGCCGUAAGCUGGGAUGGCAGUUCUUCAUGACAGUGGGAGCAACCAGUGUGGAAUGGGACUGUCACUGGCAACUUGUAGACGUGAACGUAGGCUUGAACUGGUGACUGAGCUCUGAAGCAGCCUCCUCCUGCUCCCAGCGUGGUGCAGUGGGAGAGCAGUUGGGUUCUUUGUGCCUGAGGGAGGUGCUGAGGUUGACCCAGCUGAAUUUGGAUUGGCAAAUGGGGCACUAGGGAUCCAGUGCAGCUCGAGGCUGUCAAGUGUGGGUUAAUUUGGGAGGAAUGAAGGGCCAGAGCCUUGCUGGUUCCACCAGUGCCCUCACCCCAUUCCACCAAGGGCUGCUCCCACCCCCAUGCUCAGAGAGCUUCUCCCCGUGCCUCCUCGGAGGUGGUGAAAUGCUCCUUCCACAUUUGCUUUGAGCUUCCAAGUCACUCUGAAUGAGGAACCACAAUGAAGUUCCCUUUGGGAACAGGAGGUCCAGUGUUGCCCUGGGAGCAUUAAUGGGUUGAGGACUGAGCCAUUCUGGAAGCCAGGAGUGCUAAAAUUUUCAGAUUUUUCCAGAGAAAUUGGGCAGAAUGGCCUUGGCCGUUACCUGUAACCACCCUGAGCAGUUGUUCCUGCUCCGUACCAGUGCCUGGCCACAAAGUGAGUGGAAUUUGGAGAAGGAAGGGUUCCAUGAAAUGAGUUUGAAAGUGUAUUCCUGCAGAGAGGUGAGGAGACAGAGCACCUGCAGGGGGUGGCUGCAGCCAGCCAGGCUGCUGGUGCUUUUCCUGCUCCCUGAAGCACAAAUUUUUGGGACCAAAUCAAACAGGGGAAAGCAGUUCUUUAGGAAGGGGAAAUUUCAUUCCUGGGCUCCAGGACCUGGCAGGAACCUGGAGGGUGAUCACCCUGUCCCAGCCCUCCUGUGUAUCCGUGGUUGGAGACUGAGCUUAGGUGAACCUCUGGCCUGAACUAGCGUAGCUUCACUAAUUACUCUUAGUGAGAAUAAUUACCCCUGGGAUGCUAUCAGCUGUAUAACUAUGCAUUAGCUCUGCACUUUGCUCACACUCCAAGGUGCCUGCAGUAAUGACAGGCUUGGAUCUUGGCAGUGCUUCCAGCUGCUGAAAGUGCCAGCAGUUGCCGUAAGUCCUGGAGUUUCCAGGCAGCGUUUGAGACCAUGUUCCCAUCACACCAUCAGCCUCAUCCCUCUGGGGAGGCUUUGGCCUCAUCCUUUUGGGGGCUUUGGCCUCAUCUCUUUGGGGUCUUUGGUCUGAGCAGAGAGCAGCAGAGGAGAUAGUGUAUAUGCCCACUCCUCCUCCAUGUAGAUCUGCCUUUCUGGCUUUCACAAAGCUCCACAAGGCAUUUCUGCUGCACCUUUCCUGAGCCCGUCCAGCUUCGGUCUUCAGAGCGGAGUCUCAGUUGUGCUUGGGUGGAGAGUUCACUCCGUUUGUUUUCCUUCCCACCAGUUCUGCAGCAGAAGGGGCCAGAGAGGGCAGUGGCUGAGCAGGCAGGGAUCACUCAGGUCUUUCCAGGCUUGGAAAAACGGGCACAGCAGCGAUUCCGUGGGGGUGAAGGGAGCCCCUCUGCCUUGUGCCAUGGUCAGGUUGGAAGCUGCAAGGGCAGCAUCGCUGCUGUGAGCCUGCAGACACGGAGCUCUCUUGCAGAGGGAGCAGGAUCCGUGCCUGGGCCCGCGGUGAUCCCGGGCUCACUGGGAGCCUUUGACAUCCGUGUGGUCACCCUGGUUUUCCUCUGAUGACCCACCAGGCGCUCACAGCCCUGCCCGAAGCUUGGGGUGACAGGGCUCUGUCUGAGGGGUGCUGGAAGGACCCCAGUAGGGAGGGCCAUGACUGCAUCCCCGUUAGCCCAGUAACAGCACAGGUGCCAAACCGUGAGUGGCCUCGGGCAGGAGCCGAUGCCUGAGGCCUUCCUUGAUCCGUGCCAAGCUUUUCCUCUGUUUGUAAACUAACUUCAAGAGUUUGGGUGGGCCGAGGGUACCCGUGUGGUGCUGCUUUUCCUGUUCCUCUGCUCCGUGACGCGCUGGUCUGAAACCGCAGUGGGCCAGAGCCGAUGUUUGCAGCGAGGGGAGCAGCGCCCCAUAAACCCAGACCGAAAUGUAACCCCAAACCCUAUCCACAGCCUCGGCCUCCUGUGGUCCCUGGGACAGGGGGGACACCGAGACGAUCCCCAUCUGGCAAAACAAACCCCAUGGUUCCACUCGCAGUGUGGUCAGGAGGAUCGGGUCAAACCUUCCCUUAAAGCCCUGUCCCA